Candoia aspera is the source of this 2395-nucleotide messenger RNA. RefSeq names its product dynein light chain LC8-type 2 (gene DYNLL2). Bases 185 to 454 code for a protein of 89 amino acids. The record is from RefSeq and is a predicted model, not a curated record. Lineage: Eukaryota; Metazoa; Chordata; Lepidosauria; Squamata; Candoiidae. Gene Ontology annotation, cellular component: cytoplasmic dynein complex. Gene Ontology annotation, molecular function: dynein intermediate chain binding. Gene Ontology annotation, biological process: microtubule-based process. The transcript is spliced from 2 exons.
AUAGAUAUACUUGCAGGGAUAUGGAAUUUUGGCUUCCUCUGUAGAAUAGCUAUAGUUAAUACAUCCUUACAUUCAACAGAUACAAAGCAAGACUGCAAGUCCUAGGUUCUUUCCUGGAAGCAGAUCUGGGAUAGGUUGAAUUGUGGCUUGGCCUUCAUCUCUGGUAUCUUCCCACAGGUCCAUCAUGUCUGACAGAAAGGCUGUGAUCAAGAAUGCUGACAUGUCUGAGGACAUGCAGCAGGAUGCUGUUGACUGUGCCACUCAGGCCAUGGAGAAGUACAAUAUAGAGAAGGAUAUUGCAGCAUACAUCAAAAAGGAAUUCGACAAGAAAUACAACCCCACCUGGCACUGCAUCGUGGGCAGGAAUUUCGGCAGCUACGUAACGCACGAGACGAAGCACUUCAUUUACUUCUACUUGGGCCAAGUGGCGAUUCUCCUCUUCAAGUCCGGCUAGGGGGCAGGCCAGCGCCUGUGGGGGCCACGGCUGGCGAGGAACACGGACUGUAGUGCGCUAAAGGCAGGAGCUCUGGCUGCUUUACCCAUGGCUGCGCCACUGCAUGGACUCGAUACUAUAUUUAAUGUGUAUAUGUUGCCGUAAAACACCUACAAAUUCUUGUUUCUUUCUCUGUUUUGGGGGGGUUGCCUAGGCAAAGAAAGGCAGCAUAUUUCCCCCUCUUCUUCUCCCCCACCUUUAUGUUCCUGCUUCUUAUUUUUCUGUUCUUUUGCACUUAGGAGAACUGUAAAAUGCUUCAACAAUGGCCUAUAGGUGAGAAGAAGAAAUAAAUAAAACAAGAAACUUCGAUUCCACAAAAUAAAUCUUUGGGUUCAACUUCCUUGCAGAAGGCUUGACGCCUGACCUAACCCAGGGGGCGGGGGUAAACGGUGUUAGGUGUAGAAUCUAUCUAAAAAUUACUAAAUAAUUUUUAAAUUCCUCUUCCCGAGAUGGCAUUAUUCUCCCAUGAAGUUGCCUUAGCUCUAAACGAGGUGAUUGGAGGCAGCCCUGGGUGCGUCUGCGUAUCUGUGUGUUGUCUUGGCCCAAUUCUCUCGCUCUUUCGGAUUCGCCAUGGCUGCCUCCGGCACAAAUCGAGCACACCGACGCUGAUGGUCAUUUGUGAAAUGCUCGGUAUCCUCUUGAGGAGACGGCCCCCAGAAUCGGCUGGCCUGGCCUCUCAAACAUUCCUGAGUCGGCACUUCCAAAGCAUUUUCAAACGAAAGAUGUCUAGUCUGUAUGUCCAAGAUUAUGUCGUGAUGCCCAAUGGAUGUGAUCGGGAUUUUCUAUGCCCCCGUUUUGAGUCUGUACAGUACUGCCUUAUUGUAGCUCAUGUCCUCGUGCAGGGACGAACCUGUCUGAAAUCAGUGGCUUAAUUGUUGCUGUGCUUUAAAUGUCUCCAGUAAAGAUGGAUAGACCUUCAUCUGUUAGAGCAGUGUUUUCUCAACCCUGGUGGCUGGAAGAUGUGUGGGCCAUGCUGGCUGGGGAAUUCUGGGAGUUGAAGUCCACACAUCUUCCAGUCGCCAAGGUUGAGAAAACACUACCUUAGAGGCUGAACCCGUCUCUCUUCUGUUGGCUUUCUAUUCUGAUCUCCUGAACCUGCAAGAAAAGGUCUCUGGUGGGCUUUCUUAGCUUCUUUAGUCUGUGGCUGUACAGGCGUAUUUUAAGUUCUGUUGCAACAGUAAAAAUAAAAGUGGGAUUGUUACUUCCUUUUGCAAAGGUUACGUAUGAAAUGCAGCGAUAGCUUUAACAUCUUUAACAUUUGCUUUCUGCCGUUAAAAAGAGCCUAGAAAUUCUAUUUGGGGGUGGAGUGGGGAAAGCAGGUCCCUCUUUUGGAAACAGUGGUGCAAAGAAGCAAGACUUCAUUUGAAGUAGCACUUUAACUCCCGGGUUCAAAAUGUGAGGAAAUGGCCCUCGUCUUUCCAUUCUAUCCCGGGGUUAGUGGUAAGAGAAAUACGGCAGUCUCCCCUCACUUGUGGGGGUGGGUUGUGCGUGAAAGGGCAAGACAGACCCAGACCACUUUUUUCACACUGCCCUGUAUGCCGAAUCCAAAGUAUGCCAAAAACUACCGGCUCUAUGUAGAACUGUUCUGUGAAAAAAAACAAGUGUCAAAGUUGGCAUAGCUGUUGUGUUCAAUGUUGACUGACACUCUUCCAUCUAAGGCAGGGAGGCAGUGGCAAAGUGCCUGGGGUUCAACAGGGCACCCAGGUCACCAUCUUUCAGAAAAAGAAAAAACAUCCUUGGUUGGAAAAAGAAGACUGUCUCUUUAAUUCUGUGCAUGAGUCUAACUGAAUAAGCUCACUUCAUGGAGCGUGAGAAAUGAACGUUCCCAUCCUGACAGCAGUUGCUCAGACUAACCCUUUUUAUUUUUCAAAAACAUUAAAAUCAAAUUGACACACUUAAGAA